This is a messenger RNA of Prunus mume (Japanese apricot), 441 nucleotides long. RefSeq lists its product as uncharacterized. NCBI's taxonomy places the organism in Eukaryota, Viridiplantae, Streptophyta, Magnoliopsida, Rosales, Rosaceae. The record is from RefSeq and is a predicted model, not a curated record.
AUGGGAAACUGUUUGAGGCGUGAUUCGGCGACGGUAUGGGCCGGCGACGACGACGACUGGGUCGACAUUAGUUCUCAGCUGCAGCUUUGUGAUGAUUGUAAUAAUAGUAAUAAUAAGAAGAAGAAGAAGGCUUACAACCACUUGGUCGAAAAGGAGAGGCUUCUUGGUGAGAUAAUAUCAUCAGCUUCAACAUCUUCAACUUCAACUAAUGGAGAUCAGGUGAAGAUCAAGAUUACUAAAAAGGAGCUAGAUGAGUUGGUGCAUGGAGGAAACCUGCAAGGUCUUUCGUCUGUCGAACAACUCUUAGAUAGCCUCUUGACGACGAACGGCCCUGAUGAGGAUCAAAACUUCUAUGAGAUGGAUCGUCAGGAUCAGGACUUCUAUGAGAUGGAUCAUCAACGGCCCUGGAGGCCAGUCCUCCAAACUAUUCCAGAGUAUUAA